This is a messenger RNA of Verticillium alfalfae VaMs.102, 513 nucleotides long. RefSeq names its product vacuolar protein sorting-associated protein. The coding region runs from base 1 to 513 and encodes 170 amino acids. The record is from RefSeq and is a predicted model, not a curated record. Gene Ontology annotation, biological process: protein targeting to vacuole; late endosome to vacuole transport via multivesicular body sorting pathway. The transcript is spliced from 2 exons. Gene Ontology annotation, cellular component: Vps55/Vps68 complex; fungal-type vacuole membrane. NCBI's taxonomy places the organism in Eukaryota, Fungi, Ascomycota, Sordariomycetes, Glomerellales, Plectosphaerellaceae.
AUGGAGGAAGAGCGUCUCUGGAAGUUCCGCAAGCCUGAGUGGCUCAACAGCGCCUGGUCGCGCAACGCGGGCGUCUACGCCGCGGGCGGUCUCUUCUCCCUCGCCUUCUACGUCAUGCUCGACAGCGCCGUGUGGUCCAAGACGAUCAACGGCUCGGACACGCACGUCACCUUUGUCGACUGGCUGCCGCUCCUCUUCAGCAGCCUGGGCAUGCUCAUCAUCAACAGCGUCGAGAAGACGCGGCUGUCGGCCGACAGCUUCAGCUACUCGGGCAACGGCGUCGCGUGGAAGGCGCGCGUCGUGCUCUUCCUCGGCUUCGCGGCCCUCGCCGGCGGCAUGGCCGGCGGCGUCACCGUCUUUGUGCUCAAGUUUGUCGUCCGCGGCGUGGCCAUGCCGGCGCUGAGCAUGGGCGUCGAGAACGUUGUUGCCAAUGCGCUCGUCAUGCUGAGCAGCAUCGUGCUCUGGGUGAGCCAGAACAUGGAGGAUGAGUACAGCUACAACCUGUCGCUGUAG